AAUACAAACUGUUUUGAGACGACCCCUUUCCAUUUGGACAACCAUCUACCAGUUCGAUGUCAAAAAGUCCGGUUCAAUAAUUCCUGAAACAUAAAUUAAUCAAAAGCAAACAAAACAUAGUUGACAUGUAUUCAGCAAUAUCAAGAAUUAUGGCUCGUCAAAUUGCACCCUCAACUGCCAGCCCUGCUUUAAAGAUGAGUGCAGUAAAACCGCGGAGAAUUACAGGACGGAUGUUCUCUGUCCAAGCAUCGUUACCACGGUUUCCUGUUGCUCCCCUUCAACAGACGCUUGACAAGUACCUUCAGACUCUCCGGCCUCUAGUAUCUGACCACGACUUCAGGCAUGCACAAAAGCUAUGUGAAGAUUUCAAGACUGGUGUAGGGCCACUGCUUCAAACCAAACUGGAGGAGCGGGCACAGAAACACACAAACUGGCUGUCUGACUGGUGGAGACAGGUGGCAUACCUCGAUGUACGAGAGUCGUGCGUUAUUAACUCUAAUCCAGGGGUUCUCUUUCCGAAGGCUGACUUCAAUGACCUGCAGGGUCAACUGAGCUACGCUGCCAGACUUAUUGCCGGGGUUCUUGAUUACAAAGUCAUGAUUGAUACUCAGAUAUUACCAGUUGAGCACCUAGGGAAAGCGCCCUUGUGUAUGAUGCAAUACUACCAGAUUCUGAGUGCAUGUCGGAUCCCUGGGGUAAAUACAGAUGACUGGGUGUGCUUCCCACCUGACCAGCCCAACCCUCCCAGGCACAUCACCAUCGUGUACAACAAUAAUUUUUUUGAAGUGCCAGUCUACGACAGUGAAAACAAGCCCUUGAACACGACCCAGCUGCGGGCUCAGCUCGAGGCAGUUGUAAGUCAGGGGUCAAGUCAGGGACCACCACUAGGGCUCUUCACAAUGGAGAACAGGGAAAACUGGGCACGGGCUUACAAGAACAUGUGUAAAGAUGAGGUUACAAAGUCUAGUUUAGAAUCGAUCCAGCGGAGUAUCGUGGUGAUCUGUCUUGACCAGCCCAACCCCUCAACCCCCGACCCGCGCACCACCUCUGGCCACCAAAUGCUCCAUGGGGCUGGCUCUCAGCUACACACGGGGAAUCGGUGGUUUGAUAAAACCAUACAGUUUGUAGUCGGACAAGAUGGUGUGAGCGGCCUGAACUAUGAGCACACCUCGGCCGAAGGUCCCCCUGUAAUACACCUCAUGGACCACUGUCUAGAAUACAUAAAUUCUGGUAAAGACUGGGAGGCUGCAGGUAAUGCUGUCACACCCCGCCUUCUCACAAUGAACCUUUCACAUGAUGUGGAAAACAGUCUGAAUCUGGCCAAGGAGAACAUUGACAGGAUGGUGCAGGACUUGGACCUGAAAGUUUUCACAUUCGAAGAAUUCGGGAAAAACUUCCCGAAGAGUCAGCGUGUGUCGCCUGACAGCUUCAUACAGAGCGCCAUACAGCUUGCCUAUUACAGACACCACAGAAAGCCUGUGGGCUCUUACGAGAGCGGCUCCAUCCGGAUGUUUCAACUGGGACGGACAGAAACUAUACGAUCAUGUUCCUCAAGCUCUCUAGAGUUCACACAGGCCAUGUUGGAUCCCUCACAGUCCAAUCAGAAGAGAGCUGAGCUGCUCAGGAGGGCUAUAAAUAGCCAUAAACAGUACACUAAUGAUGCCAUAUCAGGAAAGGGUAUUGACCGUCACUUCCUUGGGCUGUCGUUGAUUGCCCAGGAAAACAAGAUAGAGCUGCCAGAACUUUUCAAGGACCCAAACUUUGUCUUCAGUAAGACAUGGAGGAUAUCGACCAGCCAGGUACCGGCCAAGUCUGAGUCAGUGUUGUUCUUUGGGCCGGUCUGCCCAGACGGCUACGGGUUCUGCUACAAUCCCCAGGAGAAGCGAAUCCUGUUUGGUAUCUCCUCCUUCAAGAGUAACGAUGUAACACUCCCCGCGGCACAGAUGUGUGAACUUGUGGCCGACAGUUUACGUGACAUGAGACAAGUGAUGGAGAGCUCGGUCAAGUCCAGUCUGUGAUCUGUGUGGGACAAUCUUGGUACAGAGUAUCAGAGGGUGGAAGUAAUAAGAUUGUAAGCGACAUUAGAUAAAGAAGGACAUAGAACCUUUUAGCUUCCAUCCCUCGCUAUGUACCUUUUAUUGUUUACCAGCUCAAUAUUUCUAUGAAAUACUGAAUAACAGUGCUAUGUUGUGACUUACUAUUAACUUAAUGCAGGAUAUGGAAUGAUCAUGUUUUACAGUUUCAUUCUAUUGAUACGUUUUAUACUUAUAAUUUUCAGCAUGAUAAUGAUAUGGGUUUUGGCCGUUGAAGGCUGUUCUGUAAUUUAAUAGGUUAUACAGUUAUACUGAAAAAUAUUUCUUUAGCCAGCUGUGUGUAGAAAUGCUGUAAAUUGAUUUAAAACAUUUUCUGAUUCAAAAGAAUCCCUUUUCCAGUUGGAAAUACAUAUGGUGCUACUGUUACUUUUGUUGGAUAAAAUUUCUGAUCAUAAAUGUCAAGAAUUAAAUAUUAAUGUAUAAGGUGUUUGAAAAUGGUGUCUGUGGAGGUUAAUUAUUGAUACAUUUGGCAUCAGUGUUGACUAUAUAGCAAAUGCAAUUAAUCUAUAGAAUGUCAUUGUCAUAUUUAUAAUGAAACUCUGGGGUAAUAAAGAUCAUGGUUUACUUGUAAAGUUAAAAAAAUUGGGGGGGGGGGGGGGGACAUUUGCUAAAAUAAUGGUAAGAAUAUGGAUAUAAAUGACUAUUUCAAAAGAGAAUUAAACCCCUUAACCCUGAUUUGGGCCUGAAUCCCUCAUACUCAAACUUUGAUUAUCCCUGGAAAUUGUAUCUCCGGCUUGGGAAUUUUUAACCUUGGGGCGGUGGAACAUGUAGGUAUUUGUUAUAAUGCAAAUACAGUCUCUGUAAUCAUUGUAUAUGUUGUUAUCCUGAAGACAUUUGUUAUGUUUAUUUAAACUCUUAAGCUAUUUCUACAUUGGCUUUCAGUUUAUCAGAUUAUGUACUAUUAUUUUAACUACAAGUACAUGCAUUUGUAAGACAGGAUUUCAAUUUUCCCUAGUCGGAAACCCCACAAUGAACCAAUGUGGAAAUAUGAACAGACGCUAAAAAAAUAUUCUGGCAACUUAGGUGCCUGACAGCUUCAUAGACCACUCGCCUAUUGAGACAACUGACAAUACAGGGUUAUUGUAGUGUACAGUAAAACUGCGAUCGCUCGAAGUCGCCGGGGACCGAGCCUAAACCUCGAGGGAACCGAUGUUUCGAACGACCCGAUUUUCAAUUCUCCAGUCUGUUAUGAAAUAUAUUUCAGUGUAUUUCAAGUAUGAAGUAGUCUGUUUACUAAGACAACGAUUAUGUGUUGCGUUGUGGAUAUCGCUGAUAUGUUCAAAGGCUGUCGUUUACUUUAUGUGUACUUAAAUAUAAAAUGUAAAAGAAAUAUCAAUAAAUCGAUUUUUUUACCAAAUAGCCAUAUUGCAAAGCAAAGUGACAAAAAGGAAAUAUUUUCAGAUAUUCCGAUGUUGGAUCUAGAUGGUUGUGUUUAUUCAUAUUUUUAUUACUCAUUUACAUUUCUCACAAUUAACUGCUCGUCAUUAACUUCUCAUUAUUAUGUUCUAAACUGCCCAUAUCAACUAAUAUCAGUCAUGCGUUAACAUUGUUAAACGGUUGUUCACACCUUAUAAAUUGCCUUUCAACUGUCAUUGCAAUUUUUACAACUUGCGAAAAUUUAAAUACCUAGCAAUUGUUUGUUUAUUUUGGAACAUGCGUUCGAGAAAAAGUGUGAAAUUAUGACCUCGAGGGAGCCAUAAGGUUUUGUGCAUGAUUUGUGUAAUUGGGACCAAGAAUAUUGCUCGACUCCUCGACAUAAUUAGGUUUCGAUGCAGCGUAGGUUUAUCUUAUAUGAAAAUAGAAGGAAAAAGUUCGGGACCAAGCUCCGACCUCGAGGGAAUGCCGGUUCUCGAAUGACCGCUUGUUCAAACGAUCGCAGUUUUACUGUAUUUUCAUAUAUAUUUUCAUUUUGCAAUUUCAUUUGAAGAAAAGUUGUUUCCCCUGCAUCAUGCAAAUUCAUUAAAACGAGAUUUUGUCCCUCUGUAUUUAUCAUGGAGUGUUACAGAAUAAAGUACUGUGGUUGCAGAUGAUGUCAAUUUUCAAGAAUUAUUAACUGAUUAUUUUGAAGUGCAUAGAUGCUCCAUACUGGCCUACUGUCUACACAAGUUUGUUUAAUUGUUAAUGUAUAUUUAUAUAAUACAUUUACUGUACAAAUAAAAUAAAUACAUUUAAAUUCCCA
Molecule: messenger RNA, 4272 nt
Organism: Mya arenaria
Lineage: Eukaryota; Metazoa; Mollusca; Bivalvia; Myida; Myidae
Product: carnitine O-acetyltransferase-like
Exons: 14
Coding region: 126-2018 (630 amino acids)
Biological process (GO): carnitine metabolic process, CoA-linked
Cellular component (GO): peroxisome
Molecular function (GO): carnitine O-acetyltransferase activity
Source: RefSeq, a predicted model, not a curated record